AUGGAUAAAUCUGCAUUAAAAGCAGAUUACAUGCAGCAACUAUUCAAAGAGAUGACCAAGUGUGGCAUCUUCAAUCAAAUGCAAUCAGUUUUUUUAAAUAAUGUAACACAAGAAAUCGCAAAUUCGAAUAUUCCUGAAAUGAAAACAUAUAUUGAGGCACCAAAUGAUAAAGCAAACGAAUUAGCAUCACAAGUUGUUCUUCAAUUCCUUGAAAGAAAUGAAUUAUCAAAUACUUCACAAGCAGCAAAUUCAGAAUCUAACGGAUUUCUACAGAAAAGACAAAGCGAUUACAAUGUAUGCAAAGAGCUUGGACUUCAAGGAACCAAUAACCUACUGAGUGAGCUUGUUAAAGCGCAUGAAGAUGACUUUAACGAACCUUCAACUAUGGUUUCUGAUGCAGUUUCUACAAUUGUAUCACAAAUUCUUGAUAGCAUGGAUGAGUCCAUUCAGACUUCAUUACCAGAUGAAGAAUUUGAAGAUAUUUACAGAAUUCAACAAGAGCAAGCAAGAGCUAGAAACGUUGUUCUUGAAGAAAACAAACCAGAAGACGAAGAUUACGACGACGGAUAUGAAGAAGAGGAUUAUUAUUACGAAGAAGAUUAUGAAAGUAAACAAUAUGCUGAUGCUGGCGAAACAUUCAGAUCAGCACUUAAUAAAAAGCACGGUAAUGGUGAUGGUAACUCUUAUUAUGACGCAGAUUACGAUUAUGAUAAAGAUAUUCAAGAUCGGCCACUUGUUUCAUAUCAUUUCGUUAGUUCAAAGACUCCAUCAGCUGCAAGUACGAAUUCAGUUGAUCCUUCGCCGCUUUCACCAAACCAAAAUCCUCAAAAUACAAAUCCAACAGGAAUUACUGUACAAAGCGAAUCUAUUUCCUCAGGACCAAUCAAUGGGUCUCUUCCACAAUCCGUAAAAGAACUCAAUUCCGAUUCUUCAAACUUUACAUCGAUCGUCGGAUCUCAUACAACAACAAACGAAGGCUCAAAGUCAAAUCAAGAAUUCACACCUUAUACAUACGAAACAAUUACAGUCGAUACUACUCCUUAUACUUACGAAACUGUUACUGUUGACUCAUAUUCAGAAGCAGAUCCACGAGUUUCCAAUCGUCUCAACAGCAAACAGUUCACAACAGAGUACAACUACAACACGCAACCAGAUUUAUCGAAUUACAGACAAGUCGCUUCAUCAGAAGUCGAAGAAAACAUGUUAAACGGCUCUUUGACAGGUUCCGAGUCAAGUUUAUCCGAAAAUGGUCGUUCCAAAUCUAGAUCUAUUCAAAGAGGUCAUGAAUACGCAGGUACACGUGAUGGAAUUCCUCAGAAGCGUAGAUUGGAUGGACCACUAGCAUAUCUUGACAAAAGAACAGGAAGAAAGUCAUCAUUUGCUCCAGGAGCUGAAGGCGGAGAAUCAUUUAGUUCAAGUAAUUUCUCACCUUCAUCUGGUACAACAUCUGAAGAAAACGAAACAGAUACAACAAACGAUAAAAGCAAGACUAAGACAAGUGAAGAAGGAUUCUCUAUUCCAACAUCAGGAAACAAAUGGAUAUCUCCAUCUAAAUCUAAUACAAAUACAAAUUCUAAUUCCAUGUCAAGAUUCAAUAAAAAUAAUGAUUCUGAGUCAUCUUCACUUGAAUCUAUUGAUGAAAACAAUGGAAAGAACAAGAAACAGAGAUUACCACCUGUAAGGAUAAACAAUGUUAGAACAAGUGAUAUGAGUUCUAUUAAUACUUCUUCAACUUCUGAAUCAAAUAACAGUGAAUACACUGAUUUCACUGAUGAAAAUGGAAAUAUUGUACAUAGAAAAGUACCAAAGUCAAGGAACAAUAGACAUAGAGGUGGAAGCAGUGAUGAAGAAUAUGAAUAUACUGAUGAAACAGAUGCAGAUGGAAAUAUUAUCCGUAAAAAAGUUCAGAAAUCUCCAAAUUCAAGAAGAUCUCGUUCAAGAAACAACAGAAAUGGUGAUAGUAGUGAUGAUGAUUAUGUGUAUACCGAUGAAACAGACGCAGAUGGUAACAUUAUCCAUAAGAAAGUUCCUAAAUCAUCAAAUUCAAGAAGAUUUAAAUCAAGAAACAACAGAAAUGAUAAUAGUAGUGAUGAAGAUUAUGAGUACACCGAUGAAACAGACGCAGAUGGAAAUAUUAUCCAUAGAAAAGUUCCUAAAUCAUCAAAUGCGAAAAGAUCUCGUUCAAGAAACAACAGAAGUGACAGUAGUGAUGAAGGUUAUGAAUAUACUGCUGAAACAGAUGAAAAUGGUAACAUUGUCCAUAGGAAAGUUCCUAAAUCUUCAAAUGCAAAAAGAUCUAAGUCAAGAUAUCAAAGGAAUGGAGAUAAUGAUAGCGAUGAUUAUGAAUAUGAUGAUAACGAUGCAGAUGAAGAUGGAAAACCAACUCACAGAAGCAGAUCUGCUCCAUCAAAUUCAAGAACAAAUACAAAAGGAAAGAAAUCGAAGGGAAGAAGCAAAUUUGGUGAUGAUCCAUCGAUUGAUGAUGACUUUUCACAAUCAACAACUUCCAAAUCCUAUGAAAGCGAAAAUGAUAUUUCAAAUACAAGAAAUACAAAGAAAUCAAAGAGUGCAAAGUCAAGUGGAGCAGUUAACAGAUAUGGCUCACCAAUAAAACAUCCAGAUAAUGAACCAACUCUUGACGAUGACGAUUUUUCGCCUUCAGGAACAACAAGUGACUACGAAACAACAAAUACGGGAGAAGGAUCAAGAUCAUAUUCGACAGGAAAUGGUCCUAAGACUCCACAAGAAAGGUUUGCCAGAAGAGAAAAUUCAAAUAGUUCCGAAUUUACAAGCCAAACAACAUCUACUACACAAUCAGGCUCAACAAACUCCAAAGAAGCAGAAUCUAGUUCAUUUGGAGUUAUUCCUGAGCCAAGAAUGGUUAAUUACAACAAAGAUAAAUCUUCAUUAGCCAAAAUCAAGACAGUUAGCCCUGGAUCUAACAAAUAUGGCAAUGAACUUAACUCAUCAGACUUCGAUAACACUGCUUCAACAACAACAAACACUUCUUCAUCAACAAAUUCAAGUCAAAACAACCAAAACAACAUGAACAACACACGAAAGAACAAAUACAAGAAUCAGCAACAACUCUCGAGUGAUGAAGAACUUUCUUCUCUUCCUUCUACAUCAACAAAUUCAGCAAAUAAUUCUCCAAACAAGAAACAGAACAAAUAUGCUGCUAAAGAUAGCACAUAUGACUCAUCUAUGACAUAUGAAUACGAAACAGUUGAUGCUUACACAUACGAAACUGUUGAUUCUUCAAAUCUUUCUUCAGAACAUGAAAAGGGAACUUCCCCACCACAAAAAGUGACAUCUACUAAGAAAUCAUCGAAACCAUCGAAAUUCCAAAACAAGCAGAUGAUGUCAUCUGACUUAAUGAGCAACAUGACUGAUGAUUCAUCAUUGAUGAGUACAGAAUCUGUUAACAACGAAAACAUUGCUGCAAUGCCAUCAAGAUACAGAAAUAACAAAACUCCAAGUACAUCCCCACAGACAACGAAGCAAACAAACACAAACACGAAUGUUGCUUCAGGAUCUACAUUUGAUGACCAAUCUUAUAAUACCUCCAAUUCUUCGAACUCUCCAAACGUGAAGAAUUUGAAAUCACCACGAAGAAUUGAUUCAAGAGAACUCGAUGGAACUGUUUCAACAUCAGACUUCUCUCCUUCAUCAGGAUCAUCAUCUGCCUACGCUACUUAUUCAACAAUGGAUUCAUCAUCUCCAAAGAAUUCUCCAAAGACAAAUAAAGAGAAAUCUCCAAAGACAAAUAAAGAGAAAUCUCCUUCUCCUAAGAAAUUUGUCAACAAUAAUUAUAUGGAUGAUGUUUCUAUGGAUACAAUACCAUCAACGUAUGAUAGUGAAUCCAGUGUUGAUCCAAGACUUCCUUCGAGAUUAUCAAAAGGAACUGUUUCUAAGACAUCAACUUAUGAUUCAUCAACCCAAGAAAACCAAAUUGAAGAAGAACAAAAACCAACAAAAACAAGAAAUGCAAUCAACAACGGAAAACUUGUUCCUGUUGAAUUAUCAACAGAAGACUUUUCUUCAACAACAACAAAUACAAAUACAUCAACUACUUCUUCAUCUAAUUCUAAUUCUCCAAUUUCAAAACAUUUCACAAAAACAAAUGUUAAUAAUUCAUAUACAAGUGAUAUUUCAAGUGAAAUUAGUUUGGAUAAGACAAAUAAACCAUUACACAAAGCAAUAAUUAGUAAUUUAGAUGAAGAUGAUGAUGAAACAGAAAGUAAUUCAAGUCAAUUCCCUGUAAUUGAUGAGCCGCAAUUAGAUAAAUUAAGAAAGAGACAAAAUAAUGGAACUGUUUCUCACACAUAUACAACAGUUACUGCUGAUGAUUAUUCUUACACUUAUGUUACAGAUGACGGAAAACUUCAAACUCCUGAUUUCUCAAACACAUCAUCAAUUUCUUAUUCUUAUGAAAGUGAUUCAACAAAUUAUAAACAAAAGAAAUCAUCAGUUUCUAAUUCUUAUGAAAGUGAAAAUCCAAGAAAUUAUAAUCAAAAGAAAUCAUUAAUUUCUAAAUCUUUUGAAAGUGAAGAACCAAGAAAGACAAAGAAUAGAAGAAACAAUGAUGACAAUAAAAUAAUGACUUCAUUAAGUGAAAUGACUUCUUUGACAACAAAUACAACAACAUCAGAAAAUAAUUCUCCAAAGAAAUCAUUUACAAACAAACAAAUGAAACAAUUAGAUUCUGUUUCAAUGGAUGAAAUUUCAACAACUGAAUCAUCAGAAAAUAGAUUUAAUAAUCAAAAAUCUGAUGAUUCAACAAGUGAUGAUGAAAGCAUUGAUGAAAUAAUUAAACACAUUCCAUCCAGAUACACAAGAACCAGCAGCCAAACAACAGAUUCCAAAUCAAAUCCUGUUAGUUCAAGAUUCACACAACAAUUAUCAGAAACAGAAAGUGAAAGUGACAUUGACAAAUCAAUUGAUGAAUCAGACAAACUUCCUUCAAGAUUUAGAACAUCAUCACAACAAAAGAAACCACAAAAACAAUUCACAGAAACUUCUGAUUUCGAUUCAAGUUCAACAACAACAACAGAAACAAAUAAUAAUUAUCAACCAACAAGAAAAGAUUUCACAAAAAGAAAUGUUUCAUUAUCAACAAAUUCAACAACUGAUUCAUAUACAACAAAUGAUUCUUAUAAUAAUACAAAGAGUCAAACAAAGACAUUGAUUGAUGCAAUUGGUCCAAUUGUUACUAAAACAAUCUCAACUGAAUCAACAAAUACAAAUUAUACAACUUAUUCAACAAUUGCAAAUGAACCUCAACAACCAAAAUCAACAAAUAGAUUUGCUGUUAACAGCAAAUCUACAUAUGACAAUCCAACAGAAAUAAGUACAAACAACAGAUUUAAAUUACCUCCUGUUAAAAAUUUGACUUCUAUUUCAUCUGAAAUUUCUACAACAACUUCAACAACAAAUUCAAAUUCAAACAGACCUGUUCAAAAUAAAUUUAUACAAAGACAACAAGAAACAGAAUCAAAUUAUACAUAUACUACAACAGAAGAUAAUUUACCAGUUGUUGAACAAAAGAGAAAACCAAUUAUUUCUAAUCAAAAACAAAUUUUGACUGAUUUAAGUGAUUCAGAAAAUGAAGAAUCAACAACAACAAAUUCAUAUAAUUCUAUGGAAAUCGAACCACCUAAAUUUGUUGAUAAAAAGUUUGCUUAUCAGAACAGAAAUAUCAAUGACAAAGAAGAGAAAUUCAUGAGUGAAAUUGAUACAGAACCAAUGACAACAGAUUCUUCAAUUGAUUUACCAAAUCCAGAUCCAAGAAGAUUUGCUCAAAAACAAAAUAAUUCAUUCUCUGAUUCAACAUUUACAAAUGAAUCACAAGACAUCAACUACAACAAACCAGUUAAUGUCAAUAAACAAAAACAAACAAAACCAAUUAAUAAUAAUAUUUAUAAUAGUUCUUCGACCAAAGAUAAAAGUGACACAACCACUUCAACUUCUGUAUCUAGUUCAAUUUCUAAUGUUGUUGAAAAAGAUAAGAAAGAUCCAUUGAAAUAUACAAAUGCUUUAACAAAAGUAAGCACAGAUAUAUCAACAACUUCAACAUCAACAAGUUCAUCUCCAAUUAGAAAUAAUUUGCCAAAUAGAUUUGCUGCUAAAAAUGAUGAUUCUGAAUCAACAUUUUCUGAAACAAAUCCACCAAUUGAAAUUUCUGUAAAAGAAGAAAAACAAAUGAACAAAAAACCUAAAUCAAACAGAUUACCAUUGCCGCCAAAAGAAGAAGAGAUUUCUUCUGUUACAAGUUAUUCUUCUACUAAUAAUUCUUCAACUGUUGAACAAAAAGAAAAACCGAGAUUUGUUUCAAACAGACAAAUCGGAAAUCAAAUUUCAACUUUGGAUGAAGAAAUUUCAACUUUCGAAUCAAAUUCAUCAACAAUUGAUAGAAUUCCAAUCAACAAGAGAUUCAUUGCUAAACAACAAAAUGAAUCUUCAUCAAUGACAACGGAAUCAACAUCAAUUGCCGCUGAUAUAAACAAAGCACCAAUAAAUAACAGAUUUUUCUCAAAAUCAGAUUCAGAAAAUUCAGAGAGUUCUGAAAUUUCUGAGAAAAUACAAAAUUCAAAGAAGAAUUCUGUAUCUGACGGAUCAUCAUUAGUUUCAUUAGUUUCAAAGCCAAAUAACAUGAAACAAGUCACAAACCUUGAAACUAAUUUCACAACAUCAACAACAUCAUCAAUUGGAAUCAAUCAAAAAGAAGCAGAAAACAAGUUUGCAAAGAAAGAAGAAGAAACAGAUUCAUUCACUUAUAUGACUGUUUCUACUGAUUAUUCACAAGAGAAACAAUCUCUUCCUCCUCCACCGAAAUCUCUUAGACAAAAACAAAAGAAACAAGAUAAUUCUUUCACUUCUACUUAUUCAUCAACAUCAACAACAGAAGUUUCUGAUGAAUUUGAACCACAAAAAGAAAAGAAACCGAUGGAAAGAAAAGUUUUCAAUGGAGAAAUUUUGGAUUCUUCAGCAAUUGAAAUUUCUCAAACUUCUUCUACUUCGAAUUCCUUCGAAUUCGUUCCAAAGCAAAACUCAAACUUCCAGAAGAGACAAGAGCAAUCAAAUACAAAUACAACUACAAACAUUGAUGAAACAAUUGAAACACAAAAACAAAUUAAACAAAAAGUGACAAAACCAGAAGAAUUCAAACAAAAAGUGACAAAACUAGAAGAAAUUAAACAAAAGAAGUCACUUCCUCCACCACCAAAGAACAUUGAUACAACUAGUAGUUCUAAUAAUAUGAAUAUGAUUGGAACAAAUGAUUUAGAAUCAAUUGAAACAACAACAAAUGUUUCUAAACCGAAAUCUUCUUUACUGUCCGCUUUCCAGAAGAAAGUUCAAAGCGAAACAGAGACAGAAACAGAAACAACCGAAUCCACAAAAGAAGAAAUCCCAAUACAACCAAAGCCAGAACCAAAACCAAUAAGAGCUGCUCUUCAAUUAAAUGGAGAUGUAAAAAUUUUGGCUUCUGAUUCUUCUUCAUCUCAAAAAUCUCCCAAACGUAAACAACCUGAAACAAAGGUAACAACAGCCAAAUUGCCACCAAUUCCACAAGCAUUCCAAGCCCCAGUUCGAAGAGAGAAACCUGUAAUCAAAGGCGCCCACGUUUUUGUUUCUGAAAGUGACCAAGAAUCGAAUUCAAACACUUUCACAAACGAUCCUGCACAAAUACCAAACCAAAACACAGAGAAAUACAUCAAACGUCCAACAACUACAUCUACUACAACAAAUAUUGAUUCUACAGGUCCAAAGAAAGUUAAAAAGAAUUUGAUUGAUGCAAUAGAAGGUGGAAAAUUAAUAAAUGGAGAUGAAGAAGGAAUGUUUUCAACUAUAUCAGCAGAUACAUCGACGACUAACACGACACAAACAAUAGAUGAUAAUCCAAAGCCACAAACGUUUGUUUUGCCAGAUCCAGAUAAAGAAAGGAAACAAAACAGACAGAGAAGAAUGAGAAGAAGUGCUGAGAGUACAAUGGAUUCUUCUUCAAGUGAACAUCGCAUAAGAAGAAGAGAAAGACCUCAAGCACAAAAAGAACUUCCUAAAGUUCCUGAAGAGAUCAAAAAAGAAGAUGAUGAAGAAAAACAUGAACAAAUUCAACAGAGAAAUAUCAGGAGAAGAAGAAAUCCAGGUCCAACAGGUUUGGAUUCGAAUUUCUCUACACAACAAUCAACAACAAGUACUAACACAUUCACUGGAUUAGGAAAGGAUGGAAUUAUUAGACCAUCAAACAGAUUUAAGUUACAAUGGAAUCCAGACGAGGAUUCAAACAUCGAUUAA
Molecule: messenger RNA, 8295 nt
Organism: Trichomonas vaginalis G3
Lineage: Eukaryota; Parabasalia; Trichomonadida; Trichomonadidae
Exons: 1
Coding region: 1-8295 (2764 amino acids)
Source: RefSeq, a predicted model, not a curated record